Messenger RNA from Nycticebus coucang (slow loris), 4255 nucleotides. It is a transcript of the gene IGHMBP2, whose product is annotated as immunoglobulin mu DNA binding protein 2. NCBI's taxonomy places the organism in Eukaryota, Metazoa, Chordata, Mammalia, Primates, Lorisidae. The record is from RefSeq and is a predicted model, not a curated record. Gene Ontology annotation, molecular function: ATP binding; zinc ion binding; RNA binding. The transcript is spliced from 17 exons. The coding region runs from base 55 to 3492 and encodes 1145 amino acids.
GGUCCGGUGUGGAAGCGGGGCCCCGGCGGCUCCGCACUCAGGCCGGCAGCGGCGAUGGCCUCGGCGGCUCUGGAGAGCUUUGUGACCAAGCAGUUGGACCUGCUGGAGCUCGAGAGAGACGCGGAGGUGGAGGAACGCAGGUCCUGGCAGGAGAACAUCUCUCUGAAAGAGCUCCAGAGCCGAGGCGUGUGUUUGCUGAAGCUACAGGUGUCAAGCCAGAGCACUGGGCUGUAUGGAAGGCUGCUGGUCACCUUUGAGCCCAGGAGAUGCGGGUCUGCAGCAGUUCUUCCUAGUAACAGUUUUACUUCUGGCGACAUAGUGGGUCUGUAUGAUGCUGCUAGCGAAGGCGGUCAGCUGGCCACUGGCAUCCUGACCCGCAUAACCCAGAAGUCGGCCUCGGUGGCCUUUGAUGAGUCCCAUGAUUUCCAGUUGAACUUGGACCAAGAGAAUUCCUACAGGCUGUUAAAACUUGCCAAUGAUGUCACUUAUAAGAGACUGAAAAAAGCCCUGAUUGCACUAAAGAAGUAUCAUUCUGGCCCUGCGUCCCUGCUCAUAGAGGUCCUCUUCGGCGCUUCGGCCCCCAGUCCUGCUAGUGAAAUAGGCCCAGUAACGUUCUGUAACGCCUCCCUAGACGCCUCCCAGAAAGAAGCAGUUUCUUUUGCACUGUCCCAGAAGGAACUUGCCAUCAUCCAUGGGCCUCCUGGCACUGGGAAAACCACAACGGUGGUGGAAAUAAUUCUUCAAACUGUGAAGCAAGGCUUAAAGGUCCUGUGCUGCGCUCCCUCUAACAUCGCAGUGGACAACUUGGUCGAGCGCCUGGCUCAGUGUAAGCAGCGGAUUCUACGCCUUGGGCACCCCUCCCGGAUCCUGGAGUCCAUUCAGCAGUAUUCCCUGGAUGCAGUUUUAGCACGGAGUGACAGCGCCCAGAUUGUCGCAGAGAUCAGGAAGGACAUCGAUCAGGUCUUUGUGAAAAACAAAAAGACCCAGGAUAAGAGAGAAAAAGGUAAUUUUCGAGAUGAAAUUAAGCUAUUAAGAAAAGAACUGAAGGAGAGGGAAGAAGCAGCAAUGCUGGAAAGCCUCGUGUCAGCAAAGGUGGUCCUUGCGACAAACACCGCUCUGUGGUUAUCCUGUCGCUUGCUCCAGUGUUCACCUCUGCCUCAGAGAGUUGUGAUGUUCCACGGUGGCCUGCGAUUGUCUUCGACAAACACCACCAGGGAGAAGGCCAUUUGCUCUGUGUCAGGUGCAUCUUCCGACGGCCCUCUGAAGCUGCUGCCUGAGAGCUACUUCGAUGUGGUGGUUAUCGACGAGUGUGCCCAGGCCCUUGAGGCGAGCUGCUGGAUCCCUCUGCUGAAGGCCAGAAAGUGCAUCCUGGCUGGAGACCACCAGCAGCUGCCCCCCACCACCAUCUCGCACAAGGCUGCGCUGGCAGGGCUGUCCCGCAGCCUCAUGGAGCGCCUGGCUGAGGAGCAUGGCGCAAGUGUGGUGCGGAUGCUAACCGUGCAGUACCGCAUGCACCAGGCCAUCAUGCGCUGGGCCUCUGAGGCCAUGUACCACGGGCAGCUCAUGGCCCACCCCUCUGUGGCAGAGCACCUCCUGAGGGACCUCCCAGGCGUGGCAGCCACAGAGGAGACAAGCAUGCCUCUGCUCCUGGUGGACACUGCUGGCUGCGGGCUGUUCGAGCUGGAAGAGGAGGACGACCAGUCGAGGGGCAACCCUGGUGAAGUCCGUCUCGUUACUUUGCACGUCCGGGCUCUGGUGGAUGCUGGUGUCCAAGCAAGUGACAUCGCUGUCAUCACGCCGUACAACCUUCAGGUGGACCUGCUCAGGCAGAGCCUUGCGUGUCGGCACCCCCAGCUGGAAAUUAAGUCUGUUGAUGGCUUCCAAGGUCGAGAGAAGGAGGCAGUGAUACUGUCCUUCGUCAGGUCCAACAGGAAAGGUGAAGUUGGUUUUCUUGCUGAGGACCGGAGGAUCAACGUGGCUGUUACCCGUGCCCGGCGCCACGUGGCAGUCAUCUGCGAUUCCCACACCGUCAGCAACCACACGUUUUUGAAGACACUAGUGGAGUAUUUCUCACAGCAUGGGGAAGUGCGCACAGCCUUUGAGUAUCUUGAUGACAUCGUCCCUGAAAACUACUCCCACAAGCGUUCCCAGGGCCACAGCCAGGCUGCUAUGAGGUCCCAGCUUCCUGCUGCAUCUGCGAAGAGCCCUCCUGGAAGCCAGCGACAGGAGGGAGCCUGGGAGGCCAGAGAAGCUGCUCGGCAUGACCGGAAGAAGCCAUGUGGGAAGCCUUCAGGCUCAGAAGCCCAUUCGCAACCCAGCCUCAACAAGGGCAGCUUAGAGAGAGCAGAGAACAGGGGCAGUGUGGACCACUUCAGGGCCAUGAUAGUGGAGUUCCUGGCCAGUGAGAAGAUGCAAUUGGAGUUUCCUGCUUCCCUGAAUUCCCAUGACAGGCUCCGGGUCCACCAGAUAGCUGAGGAGUACGGGCUGAAGCAUGACAGUGCCGGAGAAGGGAAACAGAGAUUCAUCACCGUGAGCAAGAGGGCCCCAGCUCCCCCUGCUCCCCUGGCUCCCCUGGCUUCCCCGGCUCCCACAGCUUCCACAGCUCCUCUGGCUCUCUCGGCUUCCGCAGCUCCCUCAGCUCUCCCGGCUUCCACAGUUCCCUCACCACCCGCUGCAGGGGCCAGUGGCCAAGCUCCUCUCCAGCCAGUGCCCUCCAGCCCUGUGCAGACACAGAGCCCCCCCAGGGGGCAGCAGGGCCAGGGCCAGCUAGACCUGAAGGCGCUACACCUGGAAAGGCUGCAGAGGGAGCAGGCUGGUCAGGGACAGCCAGCCAGGAAGGGACAGCAGGCCACAAGCUCGGGGCCACAGAAGCUUCCAGAAAAGAAAAAGAAAAGAGAAGUAAAAGCCACAGAUCUGCCCACAGAGGACUUUGAUGCCCUGAUUUCUGCUGCCAUGAAGGCUGAUAACACCUGUGGCUUUGCGAAGUGCACAGCCAGUGUUGCGACCCUCGGCCAGUUCUGCCAGCUCUGUGGUCGCCGCUACUGCUUCAGCCACCACCUGCCCGAGAUCCACGGCUGUGGUGAGAGGGCUCACAUCCAUGCCCGACAGAGAAUCAGCCGGGAAGGGGUCCUCCACGCUGGCAGUGGGACCAAGGACAGGUCCCUGGACCCAGCCAAGAGGGCCCAGCUCCAGAGAAGACUGGAUAAGAAGCUGGGUGCCUGCAGUGACACCCACCCUGGCCAGGGUGGCACGUGCAGCUCUCAUUGUUCUGCUUCUCCUGAGUCUAGGGGCCCCUGCCCUCUGCUAGCUCUUCCUCCGUGCUCAGUUUGGGGACCAAGUGACCGUCCUGGGAAAGAGCUGCCCCACAGCCCUCGAAACUUGUCUAGGGCUCUCUGCCAGCCGUUCUGUUUAAGAGAACUUCAGAUGGAUAUAUUUUUGCCCCAGGUUUUUGUUUUCUGCCAAAGGGAUAUAAAUUAUUUAAAAAUUAAAUAAAGGCUUGGCGCCUGUAGCUCAAGUGGCUAAAAGGUGCCAGCCACAUACACCAGAGCUGGCAGGUUCAAAUCCAGCCCAGGCCUGCCAAACAACAAGGACAACUACAACCAAAAAAUAGCCGGGCGUUGUGGCGGGCGCCUGUAGUCCCAGUUACUUGGGAAGCUGAGGCAAGAGAAUCGCUUAAGCCCAGGAAUUGGAGGUUGCUGUGAGCUGUGAUGCUACAGCACUCUACCCAGGGGCGACAGCUUAAGGCUCUGUCUCAAAAAAAGAAAUAAAAAAAUAAAAAUUAAAUAAAAAUGUAUGCACACUGUCCACAGUAUGUUUGCUGUGUGUUUCAAGUGAACAUUCCAGAGUGUCCCGCCCCUCCCCAUGGCAGACAUUCCUGGCACAGACUGUUGCCCACUCUCCCUAAAUCCCACUUAUGCCCCAUUUAUUGACAUUUAUGGAUGUUAUGGACGUGGCGGCCUUCAGAGUGCAAGCAGCCUCCCUGACCUGCACCCAGGGGGCUGUCCCCUGAUGCCAUUUAUCACAUCUGUAUUGAGAGGGUCCUGCAGGACACACCUGCACAAAAUGCUAGGCCCACACGCCUUGUCCACUCUGCCCUUCCCAGUGCUGGGCCACCCUCGCCCCCUCCCUGCCUGGUCUGACACCCCACGCUGGGCCACCAGGCCCCCCCUUUCCCUCUCUCUCCCAUCAAGUGGCUUUGGGACAGUGUUGGGGCAGGGGCAGGUCUGACGCUGCAGUUCAUAGUUAAGUGCUACAC